CUAUAUAUAUUCCGCACCGAUUGGUUAUCUACUCAGUGUAAGGAUAAUGAAGUUUCUUAGUUAUGCUCUCCUUGUGUUUCUUACGGUGUCUCCCGGCGAGCAGGUCUGCGCCCCAGACUGUUCGGGCGUCGAUCCGGGCGUGAGAGUCAGAGACCCGACGGAUAUCACCAGAUAUUACAUUUGCCUUGAUGUUGACGGCUCUGGAAACCUCCUUCCCUCCUCCGACUCCGUGCAGUGCCCUCCAGGGGAGUUCUUCAACGACGCACACACCCUGCCCAGGUGCGACCCGAUAGAAGACACGCCCGAGGUAAUCACAACAGCCACCUGCGACCCGUGCGAAGCCCACUGCCCCGAGGCCGGCAUGCUCGCCCCGCACCCCACAGACUGCAGCCGUUACUACGUGUGUCUUGCCGACGGACUCGCUAUUGAGCACGACUGCGAGGCUGGCUAUUACUUCGACUACAAGACUGGUAUGUGUUCCGAGGACGAUAGCUACUGCUACCAGUACUGCGAUCCCUGCAAGCCUCACUGCACCCAUGUGUACCAGAGAGUCCCUGAUCCCUACAACUGCACAAAGUUUUAUUUGUGUACAGUUGGAGGCUCUGUGAGCUUUAAAUGUCCACACCAAAUGGUGUUCAAUGCAGAGUCACAUCUGUGUGAAAAGAGCGUCAACUGCAUUAGUAAUUGCAGUCCGAAAGUCAGUGGAACUUGUGUCUGAUUCUGCCCCAUUUGUGUACAGUGACAUUGGUUUCCAAAUAAAGUCAGCGUGAAAUGG
Messenger RNA from Penaeus vannamei (Pacific white shrimp), 775 nucleotides. NCBI's taxonomy places the organism in Eukaryota, Metazoa, Arthropoda, Malacostraca, Decapoda, Penaeidae. The record is from RefSeq and is a predicted model, not a curated record.